AUGUCUCUCAAAGCUUUAACUCUGCCAAAGUCUUUGCCCGACCCAAAUCAAUGGGACAAACUCGUCAGCCAGUACAAAGAAUUCCGCUUACUUUCUCUGCAACUAUCGCCCGAGUCAUUCAGCUCAAACUACGCUCGUGAGGCGGCUUUCACCAAGGAUAUAUGGGAAGCACGCCUAAGCAACCCAGCAGCAUCCAGUAUCAUCAUCGUGUCCAACCCAAACCCCGGUACAACCGACGCCAUCUCGCUGAUUCCGAACCAACCAUGGCUCGCGUCGCUUGUUCUGUACGGCCCAUUCGAAGCCAAGACCGCGGCCAAAACAUGGGAAGAUCUACAGGAAUUCGAACCCGGAAGCACUUAUUUUGGUCCCAUUGCGGAUGAAAUUGAGUCUGCUUACGUGCUCAACGCGAUUUACGUCCAUCCAUCGCAGAGGCGCAAGGGCUUGGCGAAUAAGCUGAUCGAGUACGCCAAGGACUUUGUUGUCAGACAUAAUGAGGGCAAGAAGGUGAUGCUAGUUCUUCUUGUCAACUUUAAUUCUGUCGCGGCCAUGAAAUGCUACGAGAAGUCGGGAUUUGAAGUUGUGCAUGAUUACUGGUUUCAUGAUCCGAAUGCUUCUGGAACAACUCGAGGUCAUGCGGCUGUAAUGAGAUUGGACGUCGGGAGGAAUGAUUCUCGAAGCUAG
Fusarium subglutinans is the source of this 681-nucleotide messenger RNA. Its product is annotated as gnat family protein. The coding region runs from base 1 to 681 and encodes 226 amino acids. NCBI's taxonomy places the organism in Eukaryota, Fungi, Ascomycota, Sordariomycetes, Hypocreales, Nectriaceae. Gene Ontology annotation, molecular function: acyltransferase activity, transferring groups other than amino-acyl groups. The transcript has a single exon. The record is from RefSeq and is a predicted model, not a curated record.